Colletotrichum karsti is the source of this 1161-nucleotide messenger RNA. RefSeq names its product transcriptional activator. Bases 1 to 1161 code for a protein of 386 amino acids. The transcript is spliced from 2 exons. The record is from RefSeq and is a predicted model, not a curated record. NCBI's taxonomy places the organism in Eukaryota, Fungi, Ascomycota, Sordariomycetes, Glomerellales, Glomerellaceae.
AUGGCUUCAAACACGGGCAAGGCUGGAGCCAUCGUCGCUCCCGACGACGCUGGCAGCAUGGAUACUCUUGCUCACGCCGUUCUCGACGACAUAAUGUACAACGUCGUCCACGACCUCCUGCUCAAGGUGCACCGCGAUGAGAAGAUGGCAAGGGCCACGACGGCCGCGAUCCGUGUCGAGAAGCUGGCUUCCGAUGCAUCAGAUAGCUCGACACCCGACUCAAAACCCGACGUACGGAUCGAAACCGAUGCCGCGAUAUACGAAGACGGCAAGGUGUUGCUCAAGGGCAAUCCCUUGAAGACCACAAAGGACAUUCUGUGCCCGAAAUGCCACCUCCCUCGACUGCUUCAUCCGACCGAUGGAAAGGGCGCCAAGAAGCCCGACCCGAGCGUCAUCUACUGCAAGAAACACCCUUACAUCGACAAGCCGGGCUACGACAUUUAUGGUCAGACCUGGGUCCAGCCCGGUCCCGGACGAGGCAAGAAGAAGAAGGACAUGAAGCCCGAUCCGAACAUCGAGUCUCCUGCUCCGGGCGAAGCGCGACCGGCGAACGUCCUGUCAUUUCCCUCCGCCACCUGCAGCAAGUGCAAGCGAUGCAUUCUCGUCACCAGACUCAACAACCACAUGGGCUCGUGUAUCGGUAACAGUGGCCGCAACGCUAGCCGCGCCGCGGCGGCCAAGAUCUCCAACGGCAGCAACGGCGCCAGUCAGAACGACGGAACGCCUCCCUCGAGCCAGAAGGCGACCCCGGCACCCGGAUCCCGAGCCUCGAGCCCAAAGAAACGCGACAGCGAAGAAGUGGCGGCGCCCGAGGAGGAAGAAGAGUCGGAGAACAGUCACAAGAAAAAGAAGCUGAAACCGUCCGUCAUGACGAAGAAGGUCAUCCUUAAGACGAAGGGCCCCAAAAAGGACAAAGUCAAGACGAACUCGCUCCUUAGCCACGAGUCAAAGGUCGAUGACGAGGACGAUAACUCUACUGUCGAGGUUGCUCCGAAGAAGGAGAAGAAGGAGCCGAAAGAGGGCAAAGGCAUCAGUCCGGCUAAGAAGCUGAAGCUCGGUGCAAGACCGCCUCUCGCAUCGCCAUUAUCCAAGAACGGCAACGGUAGAACCGAAGAUGCCGAAUCUGAAUCUUCUGGCACAUUGUCAUCGCCGCCAAACUAG